GACGCACCGUUGUUUGGUUGCUAAGAAAAGAAUCGAAGACAAAGACCGAGAGACAGAGACUCUAAUGAUGAAUUCCAUGAAGCUUUCUUUGUACAAUUCAAACUUUUGUCAAUGAAAUGGAUGGAGUAAAACCUACCACCACCUCCUUCCCCUUCCUCAUCAGCUGUUCGUUGAGUCUUCUCUUUCGCUUACAAUCAACGUCGCCGACACCACCAUCCACGCUCUAUUCACAAUUCCCGAGGCGCUUUCAACGACCAUGAUCGAUUCCCUUCAAUCCAUCUUUGGAUCUCAGUUGCAGAUCCACCACCACCACUGCUCACACACACCUUCACUUACUCUCUCCUUCCUCUAUCAUGGACCCUGCCACCUCUCGACCUGCUGUAGUCAUUGACAACGGCACCGGGUAUACUAAGAUGGGUUUUGCAGGGAAUGUUGAGCCUAGUUUUAUAGUUCCCACAGUCGUCGCCGUUAAUGAAUCUUUUGUAAACCAACCUCGGAGUUCGACGAAAAGCAGUAAUUGGUUAGCACAGCAUAGCGCGGGGGUUAUGGCGGAUCUUGAUUACUUUAUUGGGGAAGAAGCAUUGUCCAGAUCUCGGUCUAAUAAUACUUACAAUCUUAGUUAUCCGAUUAAGCACGGUCAGGUAGAUAAUUGGGAUGCGAUGGAGCGGUUUUGGCAGCAGUGUAUAUUCAAUUACUUGCGGUGUGAUCCCGAGGAUCAUUACUUUUUGUUGACGGAGAGUCCCUUAACAGCGCCGGAGAGUCGUGAGUACACCGGGGAAAUUAUGUUCGAGACGUUUAAUGUUCCGGGGCUAUACAUUGCGGUCCAGCCUGUGCUUGCACUUGCAGCUGGUUACACGACGUCAAAGUGUGAGAUGACAGGUGUUGUAGUGGAUGUUGGAGAUGGGGCUACUCAUGUUGUACCUGUUGCAGAUGGUUAUGUUAUUGGGAGCAGCAUCAAGUCAAUUCCCAUUGCUGGAAAAGAUGUCACUCUCUUCAUCCAGCAGCUAAUGCGGGAAAGAGGAGAGCAUAUUCCACCAGAAGAUUCUUUUGAAGUAGCUCGAAAAGUGAAGGAGACACAUUGCUACACUUGUUCUGAUAUUGUCAAGGAGUUUAACAAGCACGACAGAGAACCAUCAAAGUACAUUAAGCAAUGGAGAGGUAUCAAACCAAAGACGGGGGCACCAUACUCUUGUGAUAUAGGCUAUGAACGAUUUCUUGGCCCUGAGGUAUUUUUCAGUCCUGAGAUUUACAGUAGUGAGUUUACAACCCCUUUACCAGCUGUAAUAGACAAGUGUAUUCAGUCUGCUCCAAUUGACACAAGAAGGGCUUUGUAUAAGAAUGUAGUACUCUCUGGAGGAUCAACUAUGUUCAAAGACUUCCACCGAAGGUUGCAACGGGAUUUAAAGAAAAUUGUGGAUGCUCGGGUUCUUGCAUCUGAUGCUAGGCAUGGUGGAGAAAUAAAAGCACAGCCAGUGGAAGUCAAUGUCGUCAGCCAUCCUAUCCAGAGGUAUGCAGUUUGGUUUGGAGGUUCAGUACUUGGAUCAACACCCGAAUUUUUUGCGGCUUGCCACACAAAAGCAGAGUACGAGGAAUAUGGGGCAAGCAUAUGCCGUACAAAUCCUGUUUUCAAGGGAAUGUAUUGAUAUGAAGAUCAUUUCAACGAUUGACAAUGGAGGCACUCCCUUAUUGUUUAUUCCUGUAAUAUGUGUCCGCAUGGCUUUCAUGUGUAUUUACAAGCUGGGUUCGUGGUAGGGAGCUCGUGUACAAUAGAUGUUUAGUCUCAGUUGUAACAAAAUGAGUUUCUUGUAUUCUUUCCUUUGUUUUUUUUUUUUUUU
This is a messenger RNA of Ilex paraguariensis (yerba mate), 1835 nucleotides long. The record is from the annotation of a GenBank genome assembly. NCBI's taxonomy places the organism in Eukaryota, Viridiplantae, Streptophyta, Magnoliopsida, Aquifoliales, Aquifoliaceae.